Lycium ferocissimum is the source of this 1139-nucleotide messenger RNA. RefSeq lists its product as uncharacterized. Bases 1 to 708 code for a protein of 235 amino acids. The record is from RefSeq and is a predicted model, not a curated record. NCBI's taxonomy places the organism in Eukaryota, Viridiplantae, Streptophyta, Magnoliopsida, Solanales, Solanaceae. The transcript is spliced from 2 exons.
AUGUUCUUGUUGAUCUUGUUGGUGGUCUUGAUCUUGUUGGUGGUGGUGUUCGACUUUGUUGAUGUUGUUGGUGGUGGUGGUGGUGAUGAUGUCCCGGCAAGUAUUCUUUGGGAAAAAUUAAGAGAUGAUGAUGCUAAUAUUGGUGGAUUUACCCCGAGUGAUUUUUCCGGAUUUGGUGGUAAUUUUAGUAGUGGUGGAUUGAGUGGUAGAAGAUUUGUUGAUGUUGGUGUCGGUACUUCUAAGGUCCCUUCAUGUGCUUGUGAGUGCACCACUUGCAAGGACACAAUGGAUAAUUUGAUUAGAAAGGUGGAGGAAUUGGUGCAGGCCCAAGAAGCCACAAACACUUCUAUACAGAGGUUGAUAUCCAAGAGGGGUAUCAAACCAUCAAAGAAUCUUUCCUCACCUUAUACUCCUGUUCAUGCUCGGAGGAGGGGCAAAGCAAUUGCCAAGGCACUUGCAUCAGUUAGAUCAAGAAGAUCUGUUGCUACUCCUAGUAAGUCAAUUGAGACUCCUCUUCUUGAUGUUGGGCCAAAAGUGCUAAAAAAGGUGGACAUUUUCAAGCACAUACAUGCCCAAAGAAAGAAAAAGGUUGAGACUGCAAUCAAGUCCAAAAAGAGUGGGAGAACCAUGUACUCAAUGCAUGAAUUUGGAGCGACGGACUUCAAGGCUCGACAAGCAUGGAAAUAUGGUGGGAGGAUUGGUAUGUAGAUGAAGUCCUGCUUCUAAUGCGUAUGAGGCAAAUCAAUUUCCCCGAGUACUAUGAUUCUACUGACAUAAUCCUGGACCUCAACUUUUAUAACAACAUGUCCAAGAGGUACGCAGAAUUGACAAAAGAGAGUACAGUUCCAAAUGCCGUGUCUCUGAAGGUUAGACUUGCUGAAUUCAAGUGGGAUGAUGAUAUGGUCGAUUAUUGUAGGGGUGUCAGACCCUACCCGGGAGGCUGCUCUUGGGCUGGUGCAAAGAGGGUUUUAACAGUGAUGAAUAUUAAUGCCACACAUUUUGUCACUCUCGAGUUCAUGAUUGAAGAGGGAGUGGUAAAUGUGUAUGACUGCAACGUUCCUGUCUAUGAAGAAUCUAAUUUCUUUUGUUUCAUGGAGCCGGUAAUGGAAUUGUGGCCCAAGUUAUUGCAACAGAGUGGA